This is a messenger RNA of Nerophis lumbriciformis (worm pipefish), 2499 nucleotides long. RefSeq names its product lymphocyte specific protein 1 a (gene lsp1a). Gene Ontology annotation, biological process: muscle contraction. Lineage: Eukaryota; Metazoa; Chordata; Actinopteri; Syngnathiformes; Syngnathidae. Gene Ontology annotation, molecular function: actin binding; calmodulin binding; myosin binding. The record is from RefSeq and is a predicted model, not a curated record.
CCCCUUUAUCAGCUCUCCUCCAAUGAGCUCUUUCCUUUUUUCACACGUGUCCGACCCAGCUGUGGCUCAUUGGCUAGUUCCUCUACUCACUUCCUGUUUGGGCCUCUGACGCCUUCAUCCGCCUUUUAAUGUGUGCACCGAUUCAUCUUCUGAUAGAACAGGACCGAGAGCAUCUCCAUCGUGAACCCAACAGAACCAGAGACCUAAAUUGAAAGCUGUUUGCCGCGUCCGAGUGAAGCCAGGAGUUUCUCCUUACAAGGUUCCGUGGCACCGAGUGUGACCUCACUCGGCAGGAAUGUGAGCUUGGAGGAGGUCGUGUUGCAACACGUGUCCAGGAGAACCUUGUCCGGGACCUUCUGGGCUGGACUUCUGCAGCCUCACAAGGGCCGCUGGGGCGUGCAUGAAGAAGUGGAGUGUAGUGUCCCAGCAGCGUGACGAUCAUACGAUUCAUGGUUCCUCGUAUGAAACUCACCGCAGGUCACAUUCCACACGAGUCACAUGACCUGCUGCUCCCGUUGUCCUGGGGAACACGCCGUGGAGGAUCAGCACAAGGCUGACAGCGCAGAGGAGCAUUGAAGACGCACAGGAAGUGGAGAGAGAGCGUCGGCGGCGAGCUCGCGAGACGUCCUGUCGCAGGAACAGCGACUCAGCGCCGGCAGAGGAGCAUGACAUGUGCGAGGACGACUUCAAGCCCAGCAGUUCUCCUUCCUUAGAGGAGGACGAGGGCUUCAGCGACUGGACGCAGCGGCGAGAGAGGCGGAGGCAACAGCGCCUCCAGGAGGUCGUCCGCCGAGGCGAAGAGGACGAAGAGGAAGAGCGCGCCGCCGGCAAAGCGUCUUCCGCUCGCCUGAUACGCGACGAUAACAACGCGCAGGUGGAGACGAGGGACGAGGACGCCCAAAAGGAGACUGGAGACACCAGAAGACCGUCGUUCACCUCCAAAGUUUUCCUCGUCCAGGAUCCCAAACACUCCGAUACGCACACAGCCCACCAGGAAGUGAGGUCAUCCCCCGAGAAUCAACCCAGGAAGUCCGCCAGGUCCGGAGAGCAGGGUGAGGCAGACGCCAUCGCGGAGGCCGAGCGGCGCCUGCAGAGGAUCCAUCGAGGCUUCCAGGAGAACGAGAGCCAGGAGGCGGAGCUGCUGAGGCGGAGGCAGGCGGAGGCGGAGCAGGAGCUUGACGAGCUGAAUAGGAGGCGGGAGCUGAGGCGCCAUGUCCGCCAGGAGGAGGAGCGACGCAAGGAGGAGGCGGAGCGGCAGCGGCUCGCAGAGGAGGAGGCGGAGCAUCAGAGGAUGAAGGAGGACAUGGAGAGGAGGAGGACGCACGCCGCGGCGAGGAUGAAGAGCAUGAGCGAGCGUGACGCCGACGACGCCUUCUGCCCCUUCACCCCCAAGACGUCCACCCACAAAAUCACAGAGAGGACAGAAUCUCUGAACCGCUCUCUGAAGAAAAGUAACAGUUUUAAAAAGACACAGGCGCUCGUCCUGGUGAGCAAGAUCGACGACAAGAUGGAGCAGUACGCCCACGCUGUGGAGACCUCUCAGGAACCUCGAGGGGCGAAAACGCCGAUGGUCGACAUGCCCAACUCGCUGGAGGUGGUCACUUCCAAGAAGAACCUCUUCGAGGCUGGCCAGGCCUGGACCAGCAGUCCCGCUAAAAUACCGUCGGGCAAGGACACUGAUGGGUUAAAGGUGGGCGUGGCCAACCUGAUCACUCAGUGGGUCAAAGGUCAGCCUGACUCCAGGCAAUCCUCACAGAGCCGACCCGAAGAGGUGAAGUAUGGGGACGUGAUGCAGAAGAAGAACAUGUGGGAGAUCAUCGCAGAUCCUUCAGGGAGGCCCGCACAAAACAUGAAGGGCUCCAUGGCAAACAAGAAGUACAAGUUCGUGGUGACCGGACACGGCAAAUACGAGAAGAAGGCCGCGGGGCGUGGAGACGUCUCGGAUGCGGAGUCUGGUGAGCCACGUCACAACAUGAUCAUCAGUCCCUCUCGGCGCUAAGCCUUCUGGAUUUAUAACAAAAGGACUACUGAGGUGGUCUCGUUUCAUCAGCUUGGACCGAGUCAUCAGCAUCAACCCCAAUGACCCCCCCCGGCCCCUCCCAGUAUUACCCCCUCGUUACAUUAACUACUUCCUGUAACGACAGCCAAUCACAUUGCAGCUCUUCUUGGUCUGGUUGUGCACACAUUAAGGGUGGAACUCUCCACAAUAUCCCCAGGGCCAGCCAUUGCUACGUGUUGCACAGUAUUUGCACACAGUCGCACCUUUAUAAAGGUUUCUUAAAGCGUUCCACUCCUAAUGCGUAUAUAUAUAUAUAAAUAUAUAUAUAUAUAUACACAUCCAUCCCCUGAAGAGCAGGGAAACCUGCGAAACAGGCUUGUAGGGAUGAAAUAGCCUCUGUCUUUCAAUCACUGGGGCUUAUUUUAUUCAUUUUUUUGUCUUGCUUGUAUUAAAACGUAUUUUCUUUUUUUUUUAAUUCAAUAAAGAUCUUUUUUAUAUUA